AUGACGGCAACCACACCACGCGGAGGCGGCUCCGCCAAGAAGCGCCGAUCCCUGGGCGGCACCCUUCGCAGCUCUCUAGGGAGCGGUGCCCUCCCCCGGCCCCAGUCCUCUCUGCGAACGUCGAGGUCACUGACCGCCGCCCGUCUCCAGAUCGCAACCUUCCGCUCAGCAUCGCAGCCGCAGCAUGACUUGCUUGGUGGCCAAGAAGCUCCCAACGCUCAGCAUGCGCGCACGCCGUCGGGACAGAGCCAGCGCGCUUCCUCGCUCGAGAGCUUCAAGGAGAACAUGGCGCCGCCUGAUGCCGAGCACUACGAGACCCAGCGCAAGCAGAUCGAGGAGCUGAAGGCCGAGCUCGCCACCGAACGCUUCAAGAGCAACAGCUCCGUGCAGGAGACCGAAAUGAAGAUGCUGCAGUGCCAGAACGACGUCCGCGACGCCCAGCGCAAAGCCGAGGAGGACUUCAAGCAGCGCCAGGCCGCCGAGGCCGAGGCUCACAAAGUGAAACGCGACCUCGAGGCCCUACGCGGCAAACAAACCGAGGCCCAGGACUCCUGGGCCCAAGAGGGGCUUGCGCUGGAGAAGAAGGCACGAGACGCCGAGGAGGAGUCGCGACUGCUGAGGGAGCAGCUGGAGGAGAUGUCCGCCGCCAGAGAUGAGACGGAGCGCAUCAGCCAGAAGAGGAUUGCCGACCUGGAGGCACAAGUCUCGAAUCAAAGGCAGACAAUCGAAGAGGUGGAGAAGGACGCCCAGGCCCGGGAAACCCUGCUGCAGCAGACCCAGGAGCAGCUGACGGCAAAGGACAAGACACUCGGCGACCUCGAGGCCGAUGUACUACGCCUCAAGGCCCAGACGGGCGAUGCCGACACCAUUGCCAUCAUCAGGCGCGAACUUUCCGACCAAGUAGCACAUAUCCGCUCCUUGGAGGCCAAGACUGCGAAGCAGCAUGCCGAGCUCACCCAUUUGCGCCAGAUCUACAAGGCCGUUGAGGUGGUGGAAGAGGAAAAGCGGACACUACAGCGCAAGCUUGAAGCUGCACAAUCUUUGGAGACUGAGCUCACUGAAGCGCGUAUCCAACGCAAGCGACUGGAAGAUGAACGUCUGGCCUGGUCAUCUUAUCUCCAGAGCGCCAGUGAAUCUGAGGGCAUGAUGGAGUUUGACUCGCCCGAGUCCGUGGCUCGCGCUCUCGUAGAGGAGCGUUACAACUCUGCAUCACUGAUGGAAAAGUUGGGCGAUGUGCAGCCCCAAGUUGCCGAGCGUGACGAGAUCAUCAAGUCUCUUGAGAACGAAAUCGGCAAGCUCAACGCUCAUAUCGAGAAGCAGAAAACGGCAACUGCGCCUCUGUCUGCAGACAAAGCACGUGCUCGCAUCGAGCGGCAGCGACAGCUUGCAGUCAACGAGGUCGAAUACCUCCGAGCCCAGCUCAAGACAUUCGAUGCUGAGGAUGAGACGUUUGAGCCCGAAAAGGUUGAUCAGGAGCGAGCGCAACGCAUCUCUCGACUUGAGGAGCUGGUUGAGAAAUACAAGGCUGAAGUCAAAGAUCUGCACGCAGAGCUUUCGGCAGCGGAGAAAGCGGUUUCCAAUAGUUCCCCGGCACCUGCUGUCGGCAGCAAGCGCAAGAGCACAGAGGAUCCCGAGUCUGAACAGAUAGGGGAGCUGAACAGGAAGCGUCGGCAGCUCGCUGAUGACUUGUCAAAGGCGCAAGCAGAAUUACAAGUGCUCCAGAAGGACAAGUCUGUCCUGCAAUCCCGUCUGCAGGCCGCAGAGGCUCAGACCAAGACAAGGGUCCUAUCUCUUCGAUCGAACCCAACAUCGGACUGGGAAGCCAUCAAAGUCACUACGCUGGAGGCACUCAAGAAAGAAAACCAGCAGCUCCUCUCCCAGCUACAGAAGGCUCAUCGCAACCCAUCUUUCCCCGUCAUCCCUGCGUCACAGCUUGCAGCUACCAAGCGUGAGGUUGAAGAGGCCCUGAGGGAGAAGGCCUCGGCCGAGAAGAAAGCAUUGCGGCUCAAACAAGUAUGGCAGGCCAAGUCACAGGAGUUCAAGGAGGCCAUCUUCAGCACCCUCGGGUGGACUGUGACAUUCAUCCCGAACGGCAAGAUGCGCGUGGAGAGCGUUUUUUGCAAAAGCGAAAGCGAGGAAAACGAGAAUAGCAUUGUCUUUGACGGAGAACGUGGAACCAUGAAGGUUAGCGGAGGGCCACAGAGCCCGUUUGCUCGGCAUAUCAAUGAUGAGAUUCAGUUCUGGGUGAGAGACAAGGGUUGUAUACCGGGAUUCCUGGCAGCACUCACGCUCAAGUUCUACGAUGAGCAGUCGGCAGCUGCAAACCCUUGA
Molecule: messenger RNA, 2331 nt
Organism: Neoarthrinium moseri
Lineage: Eukaryota; Fungi; Ascomycota; Sordariomycetes; Amphisphaeriales; Apiosporaceae
Exons: 2
Coding region: 1-2331 (776 amino acids)
Biological process (GO): attachment of mitotic spindle microtubules to kinetochore; mitotic spindle assembly checkpoint signaling
Cellular component (GO): mitotic spindle; kinetochore; nuclear envelope
Source: RefSeq, a predicted model, not a curated record